AGAAGUAAAAAUUCCAGGGUAUUUGAAUAUGACAAAAAUGUAAAAAGUAUAGAACGUGCAAUCGAAGGUGAAGGUGCUGAACGUACGGGUGUUUAUAAUGUCGAUUCAAUACCAUAUAAACCGAGCGAUAAUGUUCCAGGGGGCAUUAACAAUGUUUUUAUACUUCAUCAUUCGCAUUAUCCGCAUAGCACAUUCACUAUAGCACCGAAUGAAAGGCCAAAACAGUCACCUCGAGCGAUAUCAGAUCGUGGAUUUGAUUGCAUUUUAUCUAAACUGAAUUCUGGCUUAGUUCAAGAUUCUGCUGGGAAAUUUGAAGUAUCUGGUUCUGAAUAUACACUUCAUGACUUUACUAUUCGCAUUGGUAAUGCUACAAUGGGAGUUGUUAGCAAAGGUGUGAUUGUUGAAGUAGAAUAUGGAGCAUCCUGUGUUGCAUCACAAUGUUCAGCAUUCAUUGCUGAAUUUGUAGCAAUGUUCUUUCCAGAUCGUGUCGAUUCAAAGCCACUGCUUUUGCAAAAAGCUCAGCCUGAACCAUAUAGCGCUUUGGAUACAUUAACACAAUAUCUUGACAUAUUUCAAAAUAUGAGGAAAAAAACGUAA
Messenger RNA from Dracunculus medinensis (Guinea worm), 597 nucleotides. The record is from the annotation of a GenBank genome assembly. NCBI's taxonomy places the organism in Eukaryota, Metazoa, Nematoda, Chromadorea, Rhabditida, Dracunculidae.